Molecule: messenger RNA, 1682 nt
Organism: Abrus precatorius (Indian licorice)
Lineage: Eukaryota; Viridiplantae; Streptophyta; Magnoliopsida; Fabales; Fabaceae
Product: AT-hook motif nuclear-localized protein 7-like
Exons: 6
Coding region: 362-1405 (347 amino acids)
Molecular function (GO): minor groove of adenine-thymine-rich DNA binding
Source: RefSeq, a predicted model, not a curated record
AAUUGUUGUAACAGUAGUAUUUAUUUUGAGCUUUCCAUUUUUCUCUCUUUUUCAACUUUCAAUUCAAGCAGCUUUGGAAAAACCAACCAGCCAACGGAUUUUUUCACCUUCUGAAAUUUGUAAGUUGCUUUGCUUUGAAUUUUCAGAAGAACAAUUUUUUUUCUCCUAUUUUUUUUCUUUGUUAUUUUAUAUUUUCACUUUCUGGGGUGAGUUCAAUGAAGAGUUAAUGAGUUCUGGUUGAGCUGGAAAAGAAAUCUGAAUACAAGUUUUCAGCUUUAGAAGAAGCUUGUUCAAGUGUGGAAUCACAGUGACAGGUGUUGGUUUGGUAAUAUAGAGUUGGGAGCGAUAGUUCAAUAUUUGCAUGGAAGCAAGAGAAGGUAUUAGUUCUGGGGUUACAGUGAUAGGGGCAGAAGCUCCAUCGGCUUAUCACGUGGCGCCGAGGAGUGAAGCUCCAAACCAGGUUCAUGUUCCUGAUGCUGCUGCUGCUGCUGCAGCAGCAGCAGCAGGUGUUGGUGUCUCACCUGUGAGUGUAGGGUUGGAUGGAACAGCAGUUAAGAAGAAACGUGGUAGGCCAAGGAAGUAUGGGCCAGAUGGUUCUGUCACCAUGGCAUUGUCGCCGAUGCCAAUCUCGUCUUCAGCUCCGGCUUCUAAUGACUUUUCAUCCGGGAAGCGAGGGAAGAUGCGGGGGAUGGAAUAUAAGCAGUCCAAAAAAAUUGGAUUGGAUUAUCUAGGUGACUUGAAUGCAUGCUCAGAUGGUACAAACUUUAUGCCACAUAUCAUAACUGUCAAUGCUGGUGAGGACAUCACAAUGAAGGUGAUAUCCUUUUCUCAACAAGGGCCUCGAGCUAUAUGCAUCUUAUCUGCUAAUGGUGUAAUUUCGAAUGUUACACUUCGUCAGCCUGAUUCUUCUGGGGGUACUUUGACCUAUGAGGGACGUUUUGAGAUACUUUCCUUGUCUGGAUCAUUCAUGCCUACUGAUAACCAAGGAACAAGAAGCAGGUCAGGUGGGAUGUCUGUCUCAUUGGCAAGCCCUGAUGGCCGCGUUGUAGGUGGUGGAGUUGCUGGUCUUCUUAUAGCUGCUAGUCCUGUGCAGGUGGUGGUGGGAAGUUUUCUACCAACCAGCCAGCAAGAUCAGAAACUGAAGAAGCCCAAGCCUACUGAUUAUGCACCUCCAACUGUUACUCCAGCCAUUGCAGUGUCUUCUGCACCCCCACCACCACCUAAUACUGAAAAAGAAGAUAUCAAUGUCAUUGGUGGAGCACAUGUACUGCAAAAUUCUGGAUCCCUUAACUCAAACCUCACUCCUCCUAAUGCCUUUAGAAGAGACAACUGGGUCAACAUGCACUCUAUGCCAGACUCAAGAAAGUCAGCUACUGAUAUUAACAUAUCUUUGCCUGAUAGUUAAGUUGAUGAGCAACAUAUGCAGUCUUUGUCCUCAAGUCUUGCUGACACCAUUCGUGACUGAGAUGUUUACAAUGUUCUCUGUUGUCAAAAGAUUGUUUCAAACUUGUUGCCUGAUGUCUAUUACCAUAGGAUUAGUUUCAGUGUUGUAAGUUGCAACUAGGUAGAGUAUCUGAUUUAUCGGCUGAUUAGGUAGAUGCUGCUGCACUAUGAUGCAGUAUUAUGAGUAGGCUAAUUCGGAUGUAAUGAGAACUUGUUUGCCUAUUUAUUUGACUGAAUUU